UCUUGUGUGAGAGCCUCACGUGAUAUAUCACGUGAAUCGCGGUAUAUUUAGCUAGUAACACUUAUGGUUUGACUGCGGAGUGCGAAGGAUUUUAGUCAGGGUACCGCUCUGAAUUAUUACUAUUAAAACCAUAAGCUGACGUUUUCUCAUUCUGAUUCGUAAAUAUAAAUUUUCUUUCUUCAGUCAGUGUGGAUUUUUUUUACAGUACGAACAAACCUAUCCUGCUAGCUGUUAGGCGUAACAUGCAGCCAAAUGAAAGUGUUAAGUCAGAUUUUAAUUCCACAGCUUCCUCUGGUUCACAGUUUCGUGUUCUUGUUGGUGUAACCGGUAGUGUAGCAGCCUUAAAAUUGCCUUUGUUGGUGGCGAGACUCCUUGAAUUACCCGGGGUUGACGUCCAGGUGGUCGCCACUGACCACGCCACACACUUCUUCAGCCCUGAAGAGAUCCCAGUCAGAAUCUAUAGUGACAAGGAUGAGUGGCAGAUGUGGAAGCGGCGCUCUGACCCGGUGCUUCACAUCGAGCUGAGGCGCUGGGCUGACCUGCUCGUCAUCGCCCCCCUGGACGCCAACACCCUGGGGAAGAUCGCCAGUGGAAUCUGUGACAAUCUGCUGACCUGCGUGGUGCGGGCCUGGGACCUAACGCGCCCCCUGGUCUUCUGUCCCGCCAUGAACACGGCCAUGUGGCAGCACCCCAUCACCGCGAAGCAGGUGGCCGUCCUCAAGGAGUUCGGCUACGUGGAGGUUCCCUGCAUAGCCAAGAAGCUGGUGUGCGGAGAUGAAGGUGUCGCGCAUCAUGAGAGACAAAGCCAGGCUCCUGCUGCAGAGGAAGAGGAACUUCAACCAGCACCAGAAGCGGCAGAGAUUCGCCAAGGAGAAGCACAUUGACCACAAGCUCCUUGUGUGCGCACGGCAGCAGCUAGCUGAGGGCAUCCAGGUACUCGUGCGCGACCCUCAAGCAAAGAGCCACCGAGCUGGCACAGGCAGAAGGGACUGCCUUCACGCUCCCUCCGACAGCUGAAUCACCCGGUGGUGGGACCGGCACAAUAUCGCCAACUGGUGGAGGAAGAAGAAGAACCCUGAGCAUGCCCGCUCCCCAGCGGCUGUGGACUGGAAGGCCACCAUCCUGCAGAACAUUCUGGAGUCCUACAGCCCCGCUGGGGCUGAACCUGUCCAAUUCCCAUUCUAAUUUGCAAUGUCCAGUUAUCUGCAACCGCAGACACGUGUAUGUGGGAAGCUCAAUGCCGAAUUGGGAGAGUGUACACACUCAGAAACGUGGUGUCGCCGGUGUGCUUCUUUUCACAACACAAGCUACAGCGAAGCGCUCUUAGAGUGGAGUAGGGGGAAGACCUUUCAUAUGCACCUUUGAUGUGCAGUUUGCAGGCGCCCAAUCAAUCAGCAGGGGCCGCUGGAGAGAAAAGGAAUGCAGACCCCUAACCGACUGAGCCCUCCCGUACCCAGGGCAAUGGAAUCACCAACUACAAAUCACCCUCAUUUACUCCUUUUAAUGUGAGCGUAAUGUGUUCAAAUAAAUGCUACAUACCAUUAUCCAAAGGUUUCAGUGCCAUUCAUUUGAUGGGGAAUGAAACUUUAUCCUAUAUUAGUUUCCAAUAAGGUGUCCCAGUGUAAGGAGGGUGAACUUUAUCGUGGUGGUGAUGCAGAGUGACGCGGUCAUUUGAGACUCAGUUUCACCAGAGUGAAAAUCCAGAGCUCAGCUGUCCCCUUGGUGGAAGAAAAGGCUUCUUUCAUUUCAUUUCAUUCACUCCAGAAGGUUAAUAAUGUCUCUCUGUGUUCAUUAUUCAAAGCCUCUACCCCUGUAUUUCUGUGUACUAUGAUAUUCUCUAUUGUUUCUUCCCAAAUUAUUGGUACAUAUAUUUUUCUGGCUAUAAUUUAAUGUUAACUUAUAGAUUUAAAUUUUUUUUUAAUGCAAAAUGUGUUCUGUCUGGUGCUGUCCGUAGUCAGGAUGAAAAGCAAUCGGAUACAGAGAUUAUAAUACUAAAGUAAUAACUAAACGAUUAUUUGUAAUUAUUCCACAAAAAUAAUGAUUAGUAAAUACCCUGCAGAGGGGAUGCUUCAGAGCUAAUUCCUAAACGAUCACCUUUGACAAACACCACAUUUAAGUGAUGGAAUAAAAACGUUUCCAUAUCUUUUCAGUAUUAAUGUUGGUUCUGUAAACAGUCACAUUACACAUUAAAGAGGCUUUGUCAUUCCUUGGCAAUUUUUUUAUCAGC
Messenger RNA from Anguilla anguilla (European eel), 2227 nucleotides. RefSeq names its product phosphopantothenoylcysteine decarboxylase (gene ppcdc). Gene Ontology annotation, biological process: coenzyme A biosynthetic process. Gene Ontology annotation, molecular function: FMN binding; phosphopantothenoylcysteine decarboxylase activity. Gene Ontology annotation, cellular component: phosphopantothenoylcysteine decarboxylase complex. The coding region runs from base 243 to 884 and encodes 213 amino acids. NCBI's taxonomy places the organism in Eukaryota, Metazoa, Chordata, Actinopteri, Anguilliformes, Anguillidae. The transcript has 5 exons. The record is from RefSeq and is a predicted model, not a curated record.